AUGUGGAGAGCUCGGAAAAAGGGCUACUUUGGGAUCUGGCCAUUCCCCUUGCUAAUCGCCGCUGUCUGUGCGCAGAGUGUCAAUGAUCCUAGUAACAUGUCCCUGGUUAAAGAGACGGUGGAUAGACUCCUGAAAGGCUAUGACAUCCGCCUGAGACCCGAUUUUGGAGGUCCCCCCGUGGCCGUGGGAAUGAAUAUUGACAUUGCCAGCAUCGAUAUGGUUUCUGAAGUCAAUAUGGAUUAUACGUUGACAAUGUAUUUUCAACAAGCCUGGAGAGAUAAGAGGCUGUCGUAUAACGUCAUACCUUUAAACUUAACUCUGGACAACCGAGUCGCAGACCAGCUCUGGGUGCCCGACACCUACUUCCUGAAUGACAAGAAGUCGUUUGUGCACGGCGUGACCGUCAAGAACCGCAUGAUCCGCCUGCACCCCGACGGCACGGUCCUCUACGGCCUCAGAAUCACAACCACAGCUGCCUGCAUGAUGGACCUAAGGCGGUACCCGCUAGAUGAACAAAACUGCACCUUGGAAAUUGAAAGCUAUGGAUAUACCACUGACGACAUUGAGUUUUACUGGCGUGGGGAAGAUAAAGCAGUAACUGGAGUAACAAAGAUCGAACUUCCACAGUUCUCCAUUGUAGAUUACAAACUCAUCACCAAGAAGGUUGUUUUCUCCACAGGUUCCUAUCCCAGGUUGUCCCUCAGUUUUAAGCUGAAGAGAAACAUUGGGUACUUUAUUCUGCAAACGUAUAUGCCUUCCAUCCUGAUCACUAUCCUCUCCUGGGUCUCCUUCUGGAUUAAUUACGAUGCUUCAGCUGCAAGAGUGGCAUUAGGAAUUACAACUGUCCUUACAAUGACCACCAUCAACACUCACCUCCGGGAGACUCUCCCUAAAAUCCCCUAUGUGAAGGCCAUUGACAUGUACCUGAUGGGGUGCUUUGUCUUUGUAUUCAUGGCCCUUCUGGAAUAUGCUUUGGUCAACUAUAUCUUCUUUGGGAGGGGACCCCAACGCCAAAAGAAAGCAGCCGAGAGGGCAAGCGCCAACAGUGAUAAGAUGCGCCUGGAUGUCAACAAGAUGGACCCCCAUGAGAACAUCUUGCUGAGCACUCUUGAGAUAAAAAAUGAAAUGGCCACAUCAGAGGCUGUGAUGGGACUUGGAGACCCCAGGAGUACGAUGCUGGCUUACGAUGCGUCCAACCUCCAGUAUCGGAAAGCCGGGCUGCCCAGGCAUACCUUUGGCCGAAAUGCCCUGGAACGACACGUGGCACAGAAGAAAAGCCGCCUGCGGAGACGCGCCUCCCAACUGAAAAUCACCAUCCCCGACUUGACUGAUGUGAAUGCCAUAGACCGGUGGUCCCGCAUAUUCUUCCCAGUGGUUUUUUCCUUCUUCAACAUCGUCUAUUGGCUUUACUAUGUGAACUAA
Molecule: messenger RNA, 1422 nt
Organism: Pipistrellus nathusii (Nathusius's pipistrelle)
Lineage: Eukaryota; Metazoa; Chordata; Mammalia; Chiroptera; Vespertilionidae
Source: the annotation of a GenBank genome assembly